Messenger RNA from Aspergillus campestris IBT 28561, 783 nucleotides. Its product is annotated as 18S rRNA pseudouridine methyltransferase. Lineage: Eukaryota; Fungi; Ascomycota; Eurotiomycetes; Eurotiales; Aspergillaceae. Gene Ontology annotation, cellular component: small-subunit processome; nucleolus. The record is from RefSeq and is a predicted model, not a curated record. Gene Ontology annotation, molecular function: rRNA binding; rRNA (pseudouridine) methyltransferase activity. The transcript is spliced from 3 exons. Gene Ontology annotation, biological process: rRNA base methylation. The coding region runs from base 1 to 783 and encodes 260 amino acids.
AUGUCGGAUCCGGCACAAAUAGCAGGCAAGCGCAAGAGAGCCAGGACGCAGUCUUGCCCACCCCCGGAGUUGCCUCAACUCGUCGCGGAGCAGCAUGUUCCGAUCUCCGCCCAUGACAAGGAUACCCAGCGUUUGAUUGUCGUCCUCUCGCACGCCAGUCUGGAAACUUACCGGGCGUCCUCGGGGGGUCGCAACGGGACGGCACGCGAUGAGAAGUAUUCUUUACUCAACAGCGACGAGCACAUCGGUGUCAUGCGCAAGAUGAACCGGGAUAUCAGUGAAGCGCGGCCCGAUAUCACCCAUCAGUGCCUUCUCACCCUGCUCGAUUCCCCCGUCAACAAGGCCGGCAAGCUGCAGAUCUUCAUCCACACGGCCAAAGGCGUCCUGAUCGAGGUCAACCCCAGCGUUCGCAUUCCGCGAACUUUCAAGCGGUUCGCCGGUCUGAUGGUUCAGCUCCUGCACCGUCUCUCCAUCCGCUCCACCAACUCGCAGGAGAAGCUUCUCAAGGUUAUCAAGAACCCCAUCACCGAUCAUCUGCCCCCCAACUGCCGGAAGGUGACGCUCAGUUACGAGGCGCCCGUCGUCCGGACCCGGGACUACCUCGAGACCCUCAGUUCCAACGAGAGCGUGUGUAUCUUCGUCGGUGCCAUGGCCAAGGGCCACGACGAUUUCGCCGACUCCUUCAAGGACGACACCAUCAGUAUCAGCAACUACAGUCUGAGCGCAAGCGUUGCCUGCAGCAAAUUCUGCCAUGCCGCCGAGGAAGUGUGGGACAUCAUCUGA